AAUGACGUCAUGUCACAUGACCCUUACGCGCACGUGGGUGGUUGUAGUUUACGGCUGGUUGGCAAAACAUUUCAGUGCUCCGUGUGUAGUGGGUCUGCGCGAGCGCAACUUUACGCUGGUGUUGCUUUGUUUUGCGGCCGUCUAUCUACCACGUUUAGCAUGGUGGUUAGUUGUUGCGCUGUUGGAUGCACCAAGAGCGCGGCGAAAGGCAGCGGCGUCGGUUUUUUUCGUUUUCCGAAAGAAAACACUCGUCGCAAGGCAUGGGUGCAAGCUGUGCGCCGAGAAAAAUGGCAGCCCUCGGACAGCAGCAGGAUUUGCGGCCUACAUUUCAUCACUGGCGCUCCGUCUCCAUUCCCGAACCACCCGGACUGGGCACCUAACGUUUUUGCCUUCAAGAAGGCUAACCGCGAAGCUGAAGAAAAGAAAUGCGACAGAUACGAACGGACGUUGAAGCGGAAACGUUGUUCGGCUUCUAACCACGGAUCAGCGGCCCACACAGGAUGCGUUGUAGCAGCCUAUGCUGCUUAUGCCAGCCGAGACAAGGCGAACGCUGAAGCAGAAUCCGAUGGAGAUGCUGUCGCAUCAACAUUGUUUUUGGGAGACAUCGAACCGGAUCCAACUGAUGGAGAGGACGAGAUGGAACCAGACAGCACUGACGAUGAGGCAUCAAACGACUUGCCAGAGAGCAUGCAAUUGUUACAAGCACAGUUGCCUGCACCAUCACACCACAUGGGUGGAUUUUCAAGAAACCUGCAGGCUCGCAUGCAAGAGAAGUACCUGGAGAAAUGUCGAGCAUAUAAUGCAUUGCAGGAGCGCUAUUUAAUCAUGGAAAAUGAACUUCGAGACCUUCGAGCAAAAAGAAGUUCAGAAGCGAACGGUGCUGCUGCUGCAUGGGAUUUCACCAAGUACCUCGACUAUGGCGAUGAAGUCAUGGCAGACCGGGGCUUUAAUGUCACAGAAGAACUGGCAGUGCUAGGCGUUAAGGUUAUGAUCCCAGCCUACACUAAAGGGAAAAAACCAGCUUUCCCAAGCUGA
Dermacentor silvarum is the source of this 1035-nucleotide messenger RNA. RefSeq lists its product as uncharacterized. The coding region runs from base 10 to 1035 and encodes 341 amino acids. Lineage: Eukaryota; Metazoa; Arthropoda; Arachnida; Ixodida; Ixodidae. The transcript is spliced from 7 exons. The record is from RefSeq and is a predicted model, not a curated record.